This is a messenger RNA of Ilyonectria robusta, 876 nucleotides long. RefSeq lists its product as uncharacterized. The transcript has a single exon. The record is from RefSeq and is a predicted model, not a curated record. NCBI's taxonomy places the organism in Eukaryota, Fungi, Ascomycota, Sordariomycetes, Hypocreales, Nectriaceae. The coding region runs from base 170 to 745 and encodes 191 amino acids.
GCUGUGCCAGGAACCAACAAUGUAUCACUUUUCUAUCUAUCGAGUGGCGUAUCGAGCUAUCGAAUACGUCGUCUCCCUGUCCCAUCGAUAAGCAGAACGCCUAUCUGGCAUCCCCUAUUUCGGGAACGGCUGACCCAAGGGCGUGGCUUUCCGCCAAAAAUCCGCCAAAAUGGUGAUCGACAAGCUCCCUGUGAAGCCUCUUUCCGAGUCCCAACUCUCUGCCCCUUACCAGUCCUCUGUCACGCCAGCUACCGCCCUCAUUAUCGUCCUCACCCUCGCGUUAGCACAAUCCCGUAGCCCAAACUCCGGCCCGGCGAAAUUGCUGCUACCAACUUUAUUUGCCGAUGCGACGUCGCGAUGCAGCGCGUUUCCCCGCCCUCCACCCGCUCCAAGAUCACCGAGGAUCCCAUAUGACGACAUGACCCAACCUUCAACCACCAAAUCUCAAGCUUCUCAAGCUCAACCCGUUAUCUCACCUCUCCCCCAGACCCUGCUGACCCCAUGUACGCUUCAUCUAUCCCCCGCACCCGCCGUCUUGGCACUCGGCCAGUGGAAAGAAGGACCCUCCGGCGCUGCACCACAGCCCCGCGCUCUUCGGCCCGUUUCUAGGAUCUGGAGAACUCUCGGGCCUCGUGCUCCUUCGACGCCUUCCGGGAGACCAUCAGCUGGUGGGAAUAGUCAUCGUCAGGUUGCAAUUCUCCGUUUUCCCGCAGCUAAAAGCAAAGACGGAAGCAACGUCGUAUGAGGGGCAUCAUGCAUCCCCUCACGUAAAUGCACCCACAGCUUCCCACUCAUCAGUGUUGGCUCGGCCUUGGCCUUGGCCAUCGUGGUCUAACGGAGUGGCCGAAGGUAUCAGAGGUACAGGAAUACAGAGAU